AUGGCUUCAACACAAAGCAAAGUUACAUUUAAAAUAACUCUUACAAGCGAUCCAAAAUUGCCGUUUAAAGUAUUAAGUGUACCCGAAGCAACACCAUUUACAGCUGUUUUGAAAUUUGCAGCUGAAGAAUUUAAAGUUCCAGCAGCUACAAGUGCAAUUUUAACAAAUGAUGGAGUGGGAAUAAAUCCUUCUCAUUCAGCUGGUAAUGUAUUUUUAAAAUAUGGAAGUGAAUUAAGACUUAUUCCGCGUGACCGAGUUGGAUAUUUGAAUAUUUAA
Messenger RNA from Dracunculus medinensis (Guinea worm), 276 nucleotides. Lineage: Eukaryota; Metazoa; Nematoda; Chromadorea; Rhabditida; Dracunculidae. The record is from the annotation of a GenBank genome assembly.